AUGGCUCGCUCGCUCUCAAACGCUAAGAAUUUCACCGUUCAGAUCGCCGGAAAAAUGUCAGCUAUUGUCUCCAGGAGGGGAUACGCAGCAGCAGUAUCACAGGUCGGUGAGUCCAGCGGGUCUAGAUCCGGGGCUCCGAAUCUCAUUCUGAAGAAAGGAUCCGAGGAGCCAGCCAAGAUCUCGUGGGUGCCCGACCCGGUCACCGGGUUCUACCGACCCGAGAACCAGGCUAAGGAAAUCGACGCCGUUGAGCUACGGGCGAUGCUGCUCAAGAGCAAAUUCGGGAGAAACUAG
Messenger RNA from Striga hermonthica, 294 nucleotides. The record is from the annotation of a GenBank genome assembly. NCBI's taxonomy places the organism in Eukaryota, Viridiplantae, Streptophyta, Magnoliopsida, Lamiales, Orobanchaceae.